AUGUACUCUUCCGCGUCAAACCAUGGCCCUGAUAACGAAUCGAGUCCAGCGAGAGGGAGCAACCAAAGCCUGUCGGCUUWACAGGCUGUGCAAUACCAUGAUUCACCGAACGCUGCCAACGAAGCUCACAAGACGAGGAUUAGGCGGCGGAAUCGCAUCAUCACCUCAUGCCUUGAGUGUCGUAGACGCAAGCUGAAGUGUGACAAGACCCACCCAUGUACCAAUUGCACUCGCUUUCGGCGAGAUUGCUUGUAUCUCGCACCAUCCCUUGAUCCUCAGGCCCAGCAGAAAAUUGCAGAGAUCAAGGACAAGAUGGGAGCGCUGGAGGAAGGACUGGAGCGUGAAAUCGCCGGGAGGACCGCUUCCCCCUCUACUCCAGCAGCAGGCAAUGAUUCGUUCAGAUCAAACAUUCCCGAGGUGAAACUCCCGCAAGCCGCUGAAGGUGAUGACGAAAAUUAUGAAGAAAACCAUCUGGAGCCUUCACCGCUGGCAGCAAUGGACAGUGUUUACGGUGAAGAUGCUGACGAUGACAUGAUGGAUCUCGGCGUGCAGAUGGGCAAGAUGCGCAUCUCCGAGCGUGUUGGCGGUUGGAUCAGGCCGAAAUUGGUGGACGAACUCACAGACACGCUCGAAGACGUUACCGCUGACCAGGCUCGACAGCCGGGUCUGCAUGUAUCUCACAGCGAGGCAAACUCGCAGUCUGGGGCCAGGCAGCCAAGAUUACAAGCCAUUCCUAAGAGCUAUAUUGGACCAGGACCCGAGUAUAUUGCGCCAGCCUCGAGCUUCUUCUUCACUGGCACAAAUCCGAGUGUUAACCUGAUUGACUAUCUUCCCAGCAAGACCUCGGCUGACCAGCUCAUUACUCACUACUUUCGCGCUGUGCAUUACAUGUGUCGCUGCGUCCAUCGGCCCACGUUCGAGGCACAAUAUUCGCUUUUCUGGAGUCAGAUAUCGACCGGGAAUGAGCCUGUCCCUCCAUUGCAAGCCAUUAUUUUCGCCGCAAUGUUCUCUGCUGCUGUCAGCAUGACGAACGAGCAAGUCAUGAGCCGGUUCGGAACAUCAAAAGACAUGCUCGUGGACAGCUUGAGGAUGGGUACCGAGAGUAGCCUUGCCAAAGCUAAUUUUCUUCGUACCACCAAGGUGGACACCAUGCAGGCCUUCAUCAUGUACCUCAUCCCUCUUGCGCGAUCCGAGGUAUCAAGAGGCCACUCCGCACUGGUUGGGACUGCAAUCCGGCUCGCAGAAUGCAUGGCACUGCAUCGGGACGGUACGCUCUACAACAUGAAGCCAGUGGAAGUUCACGUCCGAAGGAUGCUAUGGUAUCAGCUUUGCUUCCUAGACAUGAGAACAUCCGAAGCUACAGGACCCAGACCACAGAUUCGCCCAGGCGAUUACGACACGAAACUACCCCUGAACGUGGACGAUGUGGAUCUCCUUUCGUCAAAUCCUCCAACCGAAGACAAGAAAGUCUGGACAGAUAUGACAUUCUCAUUGAUGCGCUUCGAAUAUCAAGAAUUGCGCAGCCAGAACUGGUUCGACAUACAAGCGAUCGACAAAAAGAAGAUAUCUCUCACCUCAGUCGUCGUCAAGGUUCAACGCUUCAUAGUCUCCCAAGAAGAGAAAUGGCAUCCGAUGAUCAACUCCGGCGAACCAAUGCAGCUGCUCGCCAAAAUGAUCCUUGACAUCGGCUGUAAUGGAAUGCAUCAGCAGAUACUCCACCGCUACCUCUUCAGUACGACUCAAAGGAUGCCAGAUCGACUGAGACAGCUUCUAAWCGGAGCGGCCCUUGACCAGAUGGAAGUUUGCGUCGCGUGGGAGCAGAACCCAAAACUGCAAGAUUGGGUCUGGUAUCGUGGAGCUAUCAAUCAAUAUCACGGUGCUUUGUUGUUGUUGAUUGAAGUUUACGCAUAUCCCAUGCGAAAAGAGGCGGCGAGAAUCUGGAAGUGUCUGGACUUUGUCUUUGACAUCCCCUCUCACCUUACUCCCAAGCAGAAAGCGGAGCUUGUAUUGACCGAUUUGCGGGAUCGCAUGGAGCAGUAUCAUCACAUUCGAAAGCUGCGGGUGAGCAACCAAGUGGAGAAGUUGGUUGGAAAUGGCGCCAGUCAGAAUAAGGCUCCUAUCUGGUCGGUUGUGGACUCGCUCGGAAGAAUGGUGCAAAGUAAUCCCCAGGCGCCGGCUGAGACCAGUCCGCCAUCAGUUAAUUUCGUGCAGAGCAAUGCCGAAUCUGCAGAUGUUCACAUGUCGACAAUGGAUGAUAUCGAUUGGAAUGAGUGGGAUUCUGUCUUUCCAAGUUAUACUGGAGAGCUCAAUGUUCCGAAUUAUAACAUGAAUGACUGGCACGGAACCUCAAACGCGCCUCCCCUAGACGCGUCGAUCUUUAACCCUUCCCUCGCUGCAGGUAUUGGUGGCAUGAACGCUUACCCGGAUCAACUCGCAGACGUACAGCUCACGCCGACACUGUUUCCUGAUCGGUCGUGGAAGAACGCACCAGUCUCGUACCAGCGUUUCCCUGCCCAGUUCGGCUGA
Molecule: messenger RNA, 2526 nt
Organism: Ramularia collo-cygni
Lineage: Eukaryota; Fungi; Ascomycota; Dothideomycetes; Mycosphaerellales; Mycosphaerellaceae
Product: related to binuclear zinc cluster transcription factor that regulates the ratio between aurofusarin and rubrofusarin biosynthesis
Exons: 3
Coding region: 1-2526 (841 amino acids)
Biological process (GO): DNA-templated transcription; regulation of DNA-templated transcription
Molecular function (GO): DNA binding; DNA-binding transcription factor activity, RNA polymerase II-specific; zinc ion binding
Source: RefSeq, a predicted model, not a curated record